AUGGCUCUCCCUCUCCCCCCAGGCCUCACGCCCCCCGAAAUCGCCUUUCUCUGCGAAAUGGAGCUCGUCACCGUGAUCCCCCGUCAACGGCUCGAAGGACUAGACUUGCUAGGCGGCCGCACACCCCCCCUCCACCCCCCCCAACGCGCCAACCUCCCCCUCUGGCUCGCCCUCCUCCUGAAACGCCAACGCCGCGCCAACAUCCUCCCGCCCCCCUGGCUGUCCCCGCCCGCCCUCGCCGCCAUUCUCGAGCUCGAAAGCACCGCCCACGCCGCCGCGCCGCCGCGCCUGCCCCUCGCACCGCCCGGCAUCCUGCCCAUCUCGCCGCCCUUCCUGCCCUCCAGCACCGCCGACGCGCCGCGCGACGCACUGCCGUACCACUGGCUCGAGCUGGGCGAGAUACUGCUGGAGGCCGCGAGCGACGACUUCGAGGACCCGGAUGCGGUGAGGCGGCUCAUGCGCGAUCUGCGCGAGGUGCGCAUGGCGAAUAUGCGCAAAGGGGUCGAGGUGUUUGAUGCGCAGGGGGGGCUGAGUAUGACGGGGUUUGGGGGCAUGGAGGUGGCGGAGGGGCGGGCGUUUAUUGGGGGGGUGAUUGAUGGGUUGAGGAAGAUCGGCGCCGCGCGCGAGCGCAGCGGCGAUGGCGACCAGGACGAUCAGGAUAAUGGGUUUCCGUCGACGGCGGACGACUACGAUGACGAGAUGGAUAUGUGA
Molecule: messenger RNA, 711 nt
Organism: Mytilinidion resinicola
Lineage: Eukaryota; Fungi; Ascomycota; Dothideomycetes; Mytilinidiales; Mytilinidiaceae
Product: GINS complex, PSF2 component
Exons: 3
Coding region: 1-711 (236 amino acids)
Biological process (GO): DNA replication; double-strand break repair via break-induced replication
Cellular component (GO): nucleus; GINS complex
Source: RefSeq, a predicted model, not a curated record